AAAAACAUCCCUCAGUUGCCUCCUACACGCUCCCUGACUGGGGAUUGAACCUGCAACCUUCCAGUUUACAGGAUGAUGCUCCAACCAAGGGAACCACACUGGCCAGGGCCACUCAGCACCUUUUAAUACUGAGCCAUUUGCUUCUUCAGAGGGAUUGCUGGGAGGACAGGACUCUGGUGGAGAAGGGGGAAUCCGGAGCGGGGAGCCUGGGCCCCCACGCCCCCUAGGCGUCCGCCCCGGCUCUGCCUCGGUGGAGACCUGCCUCCUGGGGACCUGCGGGUACGAAGCGGUGGCCAGGCCUCUGAUGUCAGGUGGGCAGGCCUGUGUUAUCAGAGAUGUUGGUCUUGGAUUAUAAGAGGUGUUUCUUGGUAGCAGGCCUGGUCCGUGCUUCCCUUUGCAGCCCUCUGCUGUGCAGGGGCGGGGCUUGCGGGGAAGGCAAUGCUGCCGUUCCACUAGCAGGUUUGCCGAGCACAGGACAUGGGGCCGGAGUCGAGUGUGGCCUGUGGCCGCAGGGAGCUUGUCCCGCUCUGUUCUGGGCUGUGACGAGGACACACAUCUGGGCUGGGUCAUCUGUGAGUGGCUCUGUGAGCUGGAAGGGGGCCUGCCCUGUCCCCUCCCGACACAGUGAGGAAACCAAGUCCCACCCCUCGGCGGUGGCAGCUCAGCCACCGGAACCCUUCCUAGACACAAGAACUGCAUUUAUAUUUAAAAUGUAGCCGUGUGCUGACAUUUGCCUUGUGUUUCCACCUUGAGCCACGAGUCAGAAAUUGAGCUCAUUCCGUUCUCAGGUGCUGCAUAGAGAGGCACCAUCACCCACUUGGAUGGCGACAGAGGUCAAGUCCCCCAGGGUUGGAAACGAACGGUGUGGGGGACAGAUGUCCGGGGAGGGGGUGGACUCGAGAGCAGGUGGGUGGCAGUGCUGGGCACGGCCGGUCCCCGUCCUGGGCCUGGUCCAGUUGGGUCCAUGUGGCUCCAAGUGCAUCCACCCUGGUCUCUGAGGGCCUCGCCUUGCAGCCUCAGACGAGGCCAGUGUAGUGAGCGCCCCCGUCUUCGCUUCCAGGGCAGCGUGCUGACCAGGCUCCUUUCACUUCCGUGACGUAAAGGGCACCACCUCCUCCAGAACGGGGCUUCUCACACUUGUGUGAGGACAAAGCCCCCAGGGACCCCACAGGUUCUGGUUCGGGUGGGAGGCCCGGGUGGGGCUCAGGAACCACGUUUCCGCCCGUCCCCGGAGCCCGCCAUGGUGGUGGUCUCUGUGCUGUCCCCCGUGAGGGACGGUUCUCUGUGGCUCUGAGGCGAGAGGACAGGAGAGAGAACUGGGCUGCAGGGGGAAGCCCUGGUGGCUGUGCCCUGGUCCUCAGGGGGCACUCUGUGGUUUUUAUCUGUGCAUCCGCUUUGCAUUUCAAGUCUCUCACUGCAGAGCAUGGGUUUGGGCCUGUUACCCAGUCCACGCCAUUCCCCGAGGGCCCUGAGGUUUCUGUCCCCAGGAAGUCACUGCUGCACCCCACACGCUGGUGUCCCCUGGGCCUUUCGGAGGGAGCUCCUGUCUUCACAGCCCCCAGCUUGCCCCUGGAGGGGGGUGAAUGACAGAGGGACAUAGGGAAACUACUUGACACUUUUUUUUUUUUUAAGAUUGUGUUUAUUUUAGAGAGAGGGGAAGGGAAGGGAAGGAGAAAGGGAGGCCAGGACACCGCCCCUUCCAACUCUGAUCGCUCAGGAAAACAACCUUGGGGUCUGGCUUCCUGCUCGGUCAUUGAGGGAUUUCAUUCAGAUUUCAUGUGCUUAUUUUAAUAGCAGGCACUCGUACAUCGACGUGAAGACCCCAGCUUAGGAAGACAGAGAAUGAGGUUUUGGGAGCGUCACGCAGCCGCAGUGGGGGGAGGGGUGGGCAGAGCCCGAGCUGCUUCUCUUCCCCGUGUCGGCCGCUGGGCUGAAGCACCAGGUUUCAGAACCUUCCCAGGGAAAAGUCACAUGUCUGUUCCUGGUCCGCGGCCAGAUCCCUUGCGGAUGUUUCCAGGCUCGUAGUUCUGAAACACUCAGAAGGAUCUGUGGAACCUACAGUUAUUUAUCAGUUUGGGAUGGUAGUCUAUUUUUUUUUUAAAUGAAAUAAACUUGAUUGCUUGACAUGAGAGAGACAGAGAAACACAUCAAUUUGUUGUUCUCACUGAUGCAUUCAUUUUGUCGUUGGUUCUUGUGUGCGCCCUGACUGGGGAGCGAACCCCCAGACUUGGGGUAUCAGGACGCUGCUCUGACCAGCUGAGCUACCCAGCAGGGGCCCUGUAGCCUUUGUUUUGUUCCCUCAAGAUGCUUCCAAUGUUCUUGCACUUUUCAUUGCUCGAGAAGGAAUUGCCUCAGACGCAGCUCGGAAAUCGAGAUUCCCUCCUGAGGUUCCAGAAGCAGAAGUCCCUCCACUCCCAGCAGCAGGCGGGCACCGUGCUUCCCUCCCUCUGGGGGCGAUUUCCCCAUCUGGACAGGCACUUGCCGUGCCUCUCGGUGGCCCCUGCUGGGCCUGGCCUUCAGGCGGAGAGCCCAGAGGUCACGUCCGAAGUGGGGGCUGAGCUGCUGUGUCUUCACACGUGGCGCUUGCAGAGAUGAGCGCCCAAUCGCCAGCUCAUGACGUACUGGCUGCAGGAGCUGCAGCAGAAGAGAUGGGAGUACUGCAACGGCCUGGACGGGGCGCAGCGGGCCAGCAGGACCUCCCCCACCCCGGGGGACGCCUCUAAGGGCCUCGUGGCCAGAGACAGCACAGGUGAGCCCAACACAGAUCCCCCCCGUCCACACCCAAACGCCUCUGCAGAGAAAGCCAGGAGCGUCCUAGCUGUGGAGACGGCCCCCGUGGAGCUGGUGGGGGAGCAGGCCGCCACGCAGCCGGCCCCCGGGCCCCCGAACUCCAUCAACUUCUCCCUGAAGCAGUGGGGCGUGGAGCUGAAAAACUCCAUGUCUUCUCUGCGGCCCGGAAGAGGGCAUGAGAGUCGGAAGAGUGUGUUUUACACCCACGAAGAGUGGGAGCUGCUGGACCCGAGCCCCAGGGACCUGGAGGAGUCCGCGGCCCAGGAGGAGCGGAGGAAGCAGCCGCCCGAGGGAAGCAAAGGGGUAACUGGCUCGGGAUUUCCCUUUGAUUUUGGACGUGUUCCCUACAAAGGAAGGCGCCCCCUGAGAGACAUGAUUGGCUCGUACAAAAGUCGUCACAGCAGCGGGGACCCUGCCCCUGAGGGGACGCCGGGCGGCGGAGCGGCCAGGCCGGCCUCCGAGGUGCAGCUGCAGGUGCAGAGCCAGCAGGAGGAGCUGGAGCGUUUGCAGAAAGACCUGUGCAGCCAGAAGGAGCUGGUGCGUCUGCUGCAGCAGACCGUGAGGUCCUCCCAGUAUGACAAGUACUUUGCCAGCAGCCGGCUCUGUGACGGCAUCCCCCAGGACACACUCGAGCUCCUGCACCAGAAGGAUGACCAGAUCCUGGGCCUCGCCGGCCAGCUGGAGAGGUGCGGCCUGGAGAAGGAGGGCCUGCGGCAGGAGCUGCGGACGCUGAAGGGCGCGGUGGGCGAGCUCAACGAGAAGCUGGGGAUGCUGAUGGAGACCAUCCAGGCCAAGGACGAGGUCAUCAUGAAGCUGUCACGGCAGCUCAGCGAGUGCGAGGACGGCGCGGCCUCCCCCACCCUGCCGCCUGCCUCUCCCACCACCACCCCUGCUGGCCGGGAUCAGCUGGAGCUGGACCGGCUGAAGGAUAACCUACAGGGGUACAAAACCCAAAAUAAGUUUCUAAAUAAGGAAAUCUUGGAACUCUCAGCACUGCGCAGGAAUGCGGAAAGGAGAGAGAGGGAUCUCCUGGCCAAGUACUCCAGCCUGGAAGCCAAGCUCUGCCAGAUAGAGAGCAAGUACCUGAUCCUGCUGCAGGAGGUGAAGACCCCCGUCUGCUCCGAGGAGCAGGGCCCUGCCCGCGACGUCAUCGCCCAGCUCCUGGAGGACGCGCUGCAGGUGGAGGGCGCGGAGCAGCCGGAGCAAGCCUUCGUCAAGCCUCACCUGGUCAGUGAGUACGACAUCUACGGGUUCAGGACGGUGCCGGAGGACGACGAGGAGGAGAAGCUGGUGGCCCGGGUGCGGGCGCUGGACCUGAAGAGCCUGCACCUGACAGAAGCGCAGGAGGUGUCCACCGGCGUCAAGUGGGAGAACUACCUGGCCAGCACGGUGAACCGCGAGAUGGCGCGCUCGCCGGAGCUGAAGAGCCUGAUCCGCGCCGGCAUCCCGCACGGACACCGCUCCGCCGUGUGGAAGUGGUGCGUCGACCUGCACACCCGCAAGUUCAAGGACCGCGCGCCGCCCGGCUACUUCCAGGCCCUGCUGCAGAAGGCGCUGGAGAAGCAGAACCCGGCCUCCAAGCAGAUCGAGCUGGACCUGCUGCGGACGCUGCCGAACAACAAGCACUACUCCUGCCCCACCUCUGAGGGCAUCCAGAAGCUGCGCAACGUGCUGCUGGCCUUCUCCUGGCGGAACCCGGACAUCGGCUACUGCCAGGGCCUCAACAGGCUGGUGGCCGUGGCCCUGCUGUACCUGGAACAGGAGGACGCCUUCUGGUGCCUGGUCACCAUCGUGGAGGUCUUCAUGCCCCGGGACUAUUACACAAAGACACUCCUGGGGUCCCAGGUGGACCAGCGGGUGUUCCGCGACCUCAUGAGCGAGAAGCUGCCGCGGCUGCACGCACACCUGGAGCAGCACAAGGUGGACUACACCCUCAUCACCUUCAACUGGUUCCUGGUGGUCUUCGUGGACAGCGUCGUCAGCGACAUCCUCUUCAAGAUCUGGGACUCCUUCCUGUACGAGGGACCGAAGGUCAUUUUCCGUUUUGCCCUCGCACUUUUCAAGUACAAGGAAGAGGAGAUCCUGAAACUGCAAGACUCCAUGUCCAUGUUCAAGUACCUGCGCUACUUCACACGCACGGUCCUGGACUCCCGGAAGCUGAUCGCCAUCUCCUUUGGGGACCUGAACCCCUUCCGCCUGCGCCAGAUACGCAACCGGCGCGCCUACCACCUGGAGAAGGUGCGGCUGGAGCUGACGGAGCUGGAGGCAAUCCGGGAGGACUUCCUGCGCGAGCGGGACGCCAGCCCCGACAAAGGCACGCUGGUCAGCGACGAGGAGGAGGACACCUGAGCGGCCUGCCCUGCACCCAGGGGUGACCUACAGACAGAACGUCUCUGCCGUGGUCUGCCGGGCAGCUGGCCAGCGCACACCGCAGCCUCCGCUGCUCUCGGCCGGCGGGCUGGCUCUCAUCGGUUUACGGCCGCCUUCCUGCCGUUCAGUCCCAGGGACCCGGCGGCCACUGCACCGAUUGGCCGUGGGGGGUCCGAGCCCUGAGGAAGCCCCAGGCGGGCCGCCUCCUGUGCUGCGAGUCCUCUUCCCACGGGCCACUGGCAUUUUCCGGGGACCCCCACUGGGAAGGACUCCCGGUGCUCAGACGCCCAGGCCGGAGUGUGGCCGCCCCUGUGGCCUGCAGUCAGUGCAAAGGAAGCGAAUUUCUAGGAAAAGCAAGCACGUUGCUGUUCAGAACCGGCCCAUAGACAUCGCCCCAGCCUGCAGGUGGCCUCACGCGGCCCCCAGCUGCCUGGCCCCUGGCACCACACGAGGUCCUGCAGGAAGCUCUCCAUCCGUCCGUCUGAGCCACGGCUCUCAGGGCGUCUCCAGCACAGACAGGACGGGGUCCCGGGGAGGCUGGCUCAGCGUCCUGCCAGCCAGGCCUGCCCCCAGCAGCCUUGGUCACCGGGGAGGCAGCGGUGCCUCUGCUGAGGGAGCAAGCAGCAUCUGUGGCUUCCUCCAUAGCAGCCAGUGUGCCCGCUGUGUCCUCCAUCUGGCUGGGGCCCCGAGCCCGUGCUGGGAAGUGCCUCUGCUUGGGGCUGCAGCCUUGGGGACCCCCCACCUUCCCCGGACCCACCUCAGCCCAGAGGUCCUGAGACCCGAGAGCCACCUCCCUGAAGCCCCGAGUCUUUGCACAAGGAAGGGGGUUCCACUCCAUCUUCCUGCCAACAGUCACUGCGACGUGCAUCGUCGUUCAAAUAGGAAAGAAGCCGUUUCUCAUGGAGCCCUUUACACAGCCUGGAAGGAGCUGGAAUUGCCUCUGGUUGGCAGACACCGAACACGCUCCGGCUGAGUGUGGAGCCCGUGCCCUUUGAGUUCGGUCAGCCUCGCAGUGGCCGCCGCCACAGCGUGCAGGACAGGGCUCAGCCUCUGACUUCUGUCAGCUGCCUCGUUGGAUUUCUCACUGUGUGCAGGAAGCUGGUCUCUGUAUUUAGCCAAAAAAAAAAAAAAACCAACCUCAGUGUCUUGUCAGGUGUCAGCGAUGGGUCCCCAUCCUUGGUGUCUCGGGGCAGGUGCUUGAGCUCCAGCUUCCGCAGGAAGUUGUCUUGCAGGUCGGGUCCUGGGAGGAGGCCGGGCCGCGCCCCUCCCUGCCCCAGGACCCAGGGCUGCUGCGGCUCCUGCUCCCGCCUCCCAGGCAGCUGUUAGCCUGGGGGUGCUGUGGGCAUGGGGUGCAGCUUCCUUCCUACUCAACUCCCAAGUUCAUUUCCCCCGGAACUCCCGUCCUGGGGCGAAGCACCGCCUUUAGGAAUAGGCUGGUGUUGCCCCUUUGGCCCUGAAAAGACGCAUCUUCGAAGCACCUGAAGUGACUUCGGGGCCCGAGGUUUCAGCCGUUGUGGCAGUGGCGAUGUCACAGUGGCCUGGCCGUGGGCGUGCGAGCACAGCGGGUGGACGGCCUGCUCUGUGGGGAAGGGGUGGGAGGAGCUGUCCCGAAUCCACGUGGGGACCCGCUGGCGCCGAUGCGCCCCUCCAGAACUACAGGUCCAGUUCCACUGUCUGAGCCACCACAGCCUCCUGGGGCAGCUGGGACCAGGCGGGGCGGCCUCCACGGCUGCCCUUCAGGUGCCAACUCUGUGUUGCUGGGCUUUCUUUUUUAUGGGUCAAACAUCCGUGGAUACCUUUGUAUAGUUCACUACAGUUUAUAUUUUUAUAGCCUAUUUUUAUCAAGGUUUCUCAAGUUCAUAUGCCUGUAUUUUGUAUAACAAGUUCUUCCGUGUGCGAGGCUCCCUCGUGUGUAUUUAUGUGACCCUGAACCUCCCAGGGGCUCUGCAUGCUGGGCCCCCUCCUCACCCCAGGUCGCGACCUAGGGUCCUGCUGACGGCUGUCCCGCAGCAGCCAGGACCGCGGUCCCCAGGGAGACUGUGAUCUCGACUACAUUGUAUGGACGUGGGAAGUGUCGCAGGCAAACAGCCGUUCAGGUUCUGCCUGACGCAGAGUCUGGGUCGCCCCUGACACCCUGCCCUCCUGUGCGGCGGCCGGGAGUCAGGAUGCGGCUCUGCCUACUCACUCCUGAUUUUCCAUCACGGCAGCCUUCGUGCUUGCCUCCCUGUUCAGCCCUGGAACUGCCCUGUUAAAAGGUAAAAUAAACUAAUUUGUAUGACA
Artibeus jamaicensis (Jamaican fruit-eating bat) is the source of this 7440-nucleotide messenger RNA. RefSeq names its product TBC1 domain family member 2B (gene TBC1D2B). The transcript is spliced from 13 exons. Lineage: Eukaryota; Metazoa; Chordata; Mammalia; Chiroptera; Phyllostomidae. Bases 2614 to 5139 code for a protein of 841 amino acids. The record is from RefSeq and is a predicted model, not a curated record.